Messenger RNA from Sinocyclocheilus anshuiensis, 2253 nucleotides. RefSeq names its product ras GTPase-activating protein-binding protein 2-like. Bases 185 to 1654 code for a protein of 489 amino acids. The transcript is spliced from 13 exons. Gene Ontology annotation, cellular component: ribonucleoprotein complex; cytosol. The record is from RefSeq and is a predicted model, not a curated record. Lineage: Eukaryota; Metazoa; Chordata; Actinopteri; Cypriniformes; Cyprinidae. Gene Ontology annotation, molecular function: mRNA binding.
CGGGGCUUCCUGUCCCAGAUCGCAGGGGUGAGACAAUAAAGAUCCGAGCAGCAGCAUUUCCAUUAAUAUCAGCAUAGCUGGACUUUAUCUGUGAUUUCACUGACACGCACAGCAGUUAGACUUAUUUAUUAAAUCCUUAAAUCAAAUAGAUCCCAGAAAAACAUUGGGACUUCUGAGCACAGAAAUGGUGAUGGAGAAGCCCAGUCCCCUGCUGGUAGGGCGGGAGUUUGUGAGACAGUAUUACACGCUUCUCAAUAAAGCACCAGACUUUCUGCACAGAUUUUAUGGGCGGAACUCAUCCUAUGUCCAUGGUGGACUGGAUGCCAAUGGAAAGCUUUCAGAGGCAGUCUAUGGGCAGGCUGAGAUCCAUCAGAAGGUGAUGUCCCUGCAGUUCAGUGAGUGCCACACAAAGAUCCGGCAUGUGGAUGCACACGCCUCUCUGAGCGAUGCUGUGGUUGUGCAAGUCAUGGGAGAACUGUCCAACAACGGCCAGCCCAUGAGGAGGUUCCUGCAGACAUUUGUUCUGGCUCCAGAGGGUUCUGUGGCAAAUAAGUUUUAUGUUCACAAUGAUAUCUUCCGAUAUGAGGACGAGGUCUUCGGUGACUCCGAGGCGGAGCUGGAUGAAGAGUCGGAAGAUGAAACUGAUGAGCCAGAAGACCGGCAACCGUCGCCCGAACCGCUCCUGGACAGCUAUGAAGCCCAUGCUGUCAGCUGUAACAACGGUGUGGAAGAAGCUCACGAGGAAGCGGCUCUGGAGCUAGAGCCCGAGGUCGCCGAGGAGCCCAAGAUCGAGGAGCCGAAGCUCAAGGCAGAGGAGAAGAUGGUAGAGGAGUUUGAGGAGAAAGCACCAUCUCCUGAUCCUAUGGAAUCACCACCUAACAUACAGGAACCACCCAAAACUUCGUCUUGGGCUUCAGUGACCAGCAAAAACUUGCCUCUCGCUGGGACUGUUCCGUCCUCUGGAGCUCAACCACAUGUUAUUAAAGCACCAAACUCACAGCCCAGAGUUGAGGCCAAGGCAGAGCUGUCAUCAGCGUCAAUCCGUCCACGUGACCAGCGCAUCCGAGACAGACCCUCAGUGACCUCCAGAGGGCCGAGAUCUGAUGGCGUCUCAUCUUCUGACUCUCAGACGGGAAAGCCACUUUUCAGCUUCGUAAAUAAAGGAAGGGCUGAUGAUUCGAGUGAAGUGGACAGCAGAAGGGUGCUCCGGUAUCCAGACAGUCAUCAGCUGUUUGUUGGCAACCUCCCUCAUGACAUCGAUGAGAGUGAGCUCAAAGACUUCUUCUUGACCUUUGGAAAUGUGGUCGAGCUGCGAAUCAACACCAAAGGCACUGGAGGAAAGAUUCCCAACUUUGGCUUCGUUAUCUUCGAUGAUUCUGAGCCGGUGCAGAGAAUUUUAGGCGUUAAACCCAUCAUGUUCCGUGGCGAGGUGCGUCUGAACGUGGAGGAGAAGAAGACGCGUGCGAUGCGCGAGCGGGAAACCCGUAGUGGAGCAGAAGACCGGCGGGACGCCAGGCGCGGUGACUGGGCUCCGGGGGGACCCCGUGGCUUCAUGAUGCGCGAGCGGGAAGCCAGGGGCCCCCCGUCACGUGCCGUGGCCCCUGGGAGGAGCGCGGGUUCCAGUGAGGGCCGCUUCACCGCUCCGAGGCGUUGAGAGGAGCUCCCUUCAUUCAUCUCCAUACUGAGAAGUCUACGUGAAUGCAUACUUGAGUUUUCUGCGUUUUUACUCCUUGUGUUGUACACUUGCGUUUUUGCCUUUGGAACGAGAAACAGAUCAACAACUUGAACAACCUCAUGAUUCAAAACACAGUUCACUUUCAGUUGGAGUUGUGUUGCAAGUCCUCUGGGUUGUCAUUUAUCGAACGGUUGCACACUUUGUAGGGAAACGAGUCUGUAGAAGUACCCUUCUUUGACAUUUCGUGUUAGAUUACCCUCCAGUUGCUAUUGGUGUAAAAUGUGCAGACUGAAGGGUCGAAGGCCUUUUUGAAAAUUAUUUUUAGUUUGUUUUUCAGGCUGUUAUUUAGGUUGUUUCUCUUUUCGGCUCAUGAAUAAGCGAAAGGUUUUUCUUUUUUAAUGUACAGAUUUGGCAGCGUUUUUCCUUUGUCUUCUGGGUCUGCCUGAAUGAGGGAACGGAGCACUUAUAGAAGCGUUUGUAAAGUGGAAAGAUCAAGAUUUUUGUGUCGGGAUUUUUUUUGGGAUUUAUGCUGAAUGUUUUUCUUAAGGCAGAGCCACUUUAUUAAAUUUAAAUUCUCA